Messenger RNA from Drosophila rhopaloa, 862 nucleotides. RefSeq names its product probable 6-phosphogluconolactonase. Gene Ontology annotation, biological process: pentose-phosphate shunt; carbohydrate metabolic process. The record is from RefSeq and is a predicted model, not a curated record. The coding region runs from base 65 to 808 and encodes 247 amino acids. Gene Ontology annotation, molecular function: 6-phosphogluconolactonase activity. NCBI's taxonomy places the organism in Eukaryota, Metazoa, Arthropoda, Insecta, Diptera, Drosophilidae. The transcript has 3 exons.
UAGUUGGCAGCACGGAAGGUGAUUUCUAAAAAUCGAAGUCGAGUCGGGUUUCAAUAUCAGCAACAUGUCGGAGCGAAAGAGUCCGCUAAAGGUAAUCCCGGCCGUUUCGGAGGACCAACUAGUGCAGGUGUUGGCCGAUCUUUUGAAGCGCUGCUCCCAGGAGGCGUUGGACAGACAGGGAAAGUUCAGCGUGGGACUUUCAGGAGGAUCCCUCAUCCAGCUGCUGACGAAAGCCCUUAAGCUUGGAAGUUUUAACACCGACAAAUGGGUUUUUUUCUUCUGCGACGAGCGGUAUGUGCCCCUGGACGAUGGUGAAUCCACCUACGGUGCCUACAAGGCCGAGUGGCAGACCCAUUUGCCGGGCAUCCGCGAAACGCAGUUCGUCCGUGCCGAUCCCACCAAGUCGCUUGACGACUGCGCCGCGGAGUACGAGGCAAAGGUCAAGGAUCAAGUGGGCUGCGGCUGCCUGCCGCAGUUCGACCUCCUACUCCUCGGAAUGGGACCUGAUGGGCACACCUGCUCCCUGUUCCCCGAGCAACCAGCCACGCUCCAGGAAACGAAGCGCCUGGUCAUCCCCAUCCGGAACUCGCCUAAGCCGCCGCCCGAACGGAUAACCUUCACCCUGCCGCUGAUCAAUAACGCCCGGGAUGUAACAUUUGUGGUUACAGGCGCUGGAAAAGCCAGUGUCGUGAAGCGCGUGUUUGUCGAUUUGGACAAAGAAUUUCCUGCUGCCUGGGUGAAUCCGAAACAAGGACAAUUGACAUUGAUUGUGGACGGAGGAGCUGGAAAAGAAAUUGGUGCCUUAUAAUGACAUUUCUUAGAAUAAUGAUGAAUCUUGUAAAUAAUCAUAUUUUUGAUACAA